Molecule: messenger RNA, 2477 nt
Organism: Amborella trichopoda
Lineage: Eukaryota; Viridiplantae; Streptophyta; Magnoliopsida; Amborellales; Amborellaceae
Product: clathrin adaptor complexes medium subunit family protein
Biological process (GO): endosomal transport
Cellular component (GO): cytosol; lysosome; late endosome
Source: RefSeq, a predicted model, not a curated record
CUCGUGCAGGACAAACCGCAGUAUUUUUGGAGGGAAUGCACCCGCUCUUUCUCCUUCUACUUUCUCUCUCAAAUGUGCGCCACACCAAGCAUUAAUUCUCACUCUCCUUCCUCUCUCUAACAUGAGCCAAGCCGACCAUCAAAUUGCGCAACGUCUAUAAAUACCAACACAAUCCAUUUCAUUAUCUCUAAACUCCCGCCUUUCCAAUUUUUACGGUCGACGACCUCUGAGAGCUAGGGUUUACUCUGCGUAAUAUCCACUGUGUUCUAGGGUUGUUUCAGGGUUUUAGGUGUCAUUUUCUGAAAGAUAUGCCAGGUUGUAGCAUCAGGGCCAUUUGGAUCCUCAACAAUCUGGACAACGUUGUCUAUUCCAGACGAUUUCCAGUGGUUGAAAGGCGAUGGCGCUUGGCUUGUAAGAGUGAAGAUAAUAGCUUAGAAGAGGGAAAGUUUCAAUAUAGUGUCUUGUCAUUGCUGCCAAGUGAUGGGGAGAUAGCUGCUGCUUUUAUAGAGAGAAAGCAGAGGGAAGGUUCGGUUCGUGGUUAUGGUUUACGUGUUGGCCUAUCUUUAAAAGGAUCGGAUUCUUGGGUUGAUGAUCCAAUCACUCGCCACAUUAUUAGCCUUCACAUUAACAAAGAAGAGGAAGCAGAAAAUUAUUUGGUAUGGCCUGUUAUCUUGCACAUCAAAGGCCUAUACCGCAUUCUUAUCUUACCUUUUCUUGAACCUCGGUAUGUGAAAAUGUAUGAGAGAUUGUCCCAGAGACCUGACUGUGGAAGUUCAAGCGGAACGGUGGAAAAUGGAGUUCCUUCUGAAAAUCUAUCUUCCAAUCUACUUGAUCUUCCAUGCAUCACAGGGGCAUUUAUGGUGGCACAUGCACUGGGAGAUGUAAUGACUGGUGAUUUCUUAGAACCCGAGGUGGUUGUCAAUCCAUCACCUUCAGUUGGAGGCUUAUUGGAUUCUUUAACUGGAAGCAUUGGGAUAUCAAGCAUUUCGGCUAGGGCAAAGCCUGUAGCUGCACCUGUAGCUGCUGCCACGAUGGCUGGCAAUGCAGUGGUAGGUGCCGUAACAUCAGAUGCUCCAAAAAGCAGUUCGAGACCAAUUGAUAAAGACGCAUUGCGAACUUUUAUAAGCAGCUCAAUGCCCUUUGGGACACCAUUGGAUCUCAAUUUCUCCAAUAUAUCUGCCAUCAAGGCCAAUGGUUUUUCGGCUUCAGAUGUACCACCUUCAGAUCUUAAGCAGCCAGCUUGGAAGCCUUAUCUUUACAGAGGAAAGCAACGUAUACUUUUUACAAUUCAUGAAACUGUUUAUGCUGCAAUGUAUGAUCGGGAUGAAAUUCCAGAUACUAUAUCAGUUUCAGGUCAAAUAAAUUGUAGAGCUGAGUUGGAAGGUUUGCCGGAUAUAUCUUUCCCUUUGACUGGGUUGAACACAGCACGCAUUGAGGUUCUAUCAUUUCAUCCUUGUGCUCAGGUCCCUGAACAGGGUGUGGAUAAGCAAUCUCUAAUGUUUUCACCUCCACUAGGAAACUUUUUAUUAUUGCGUUAUCAGGCCUUUUGUGGCUUAGGUCCUCCUAUAAAAGGCUUCUACCAGCUCUCAAUGGUAUCUGAAGAUGAAGGGGCCUUUCUUUUCAAGCUAAAAUUAAUGGAGGGUUAUAGGUCUCCCCUAACUAUGGAGUUUUGUACAGUAACAAUGCCCUUUCCACGACGAAGAGUUGUUUCUUUUGAUGGAAAUCCAUCUAUAGGGACUGUAACUACCACAGAACACUCGAUUGAAUGGAAGAUAAUCACUAGUGGAAGAGGUGUGGCUGGGAAAAGCAUAGAGGCAACAUUUCCAGGAACUAUUAGGUUUGCAUCAAGACCUGCUCAAACAUUAUCUUCUAUUUCCAAGUCUAUUCAAGGUUCUGUAUUUGAUGAAGAUAGUGAUGUUGAAGUUGAAAGCUCGACUAAUAUGGUUAAUAUGGAAGAGUUUUUGAUGGAGAAAAUGAACAAGGACCUUCCUGCUGUUGAUCUUGAAGAGCCCUUUUGCUGGGAAGCAUAUAACUAUGCAAAAGUUUCUUUCAAGAUAUUAGGAGGAACUUUAUCAGGAAUGUCCAUUGAUCCAAAAUCAGUAAACAUUUAUCCCUCUGUUAAAGCACCAGUGGAGUUUUUCGCACAGGCUUCAUCUGGUGAUUACAUUUUGUGGAAUACAUUAGGCAAAUGCCCGCAUGCUGCAUCACCAAAAGUUUAACAGCUGUCCUUCCUGUAAUUUCUUCUUGGGUAAUAAUUUUCCUGCUUAUUUUUGCCGUUUCCUUUUUGCGUUAUUUUCCUAUUAUUUUGUCCUAUGGAUUAAAUUUUUUCCGUUCACUUUUUUUUUUGACCUUUUUUUUUUUUUAUAUCUUUUGUUUGAGUCCUGGUGCCUGGAAUAAGCAAUUAAUUCACCAUACUGGAGCCUUUUGUGAGCUGUAAUUUGAAGAUGUAAGUGCCUACUUAAUUUCUUUGUUGCCUA